AUGACUGGGGGUGAAGUUAUGAUUGUUCUCAAGCAGCGCAGGCCUCGAAGGCUUGUUGAUCGGAACCUCUGUGCAGUCGCCGAUGAUAAUACGAUAGUUCAAGGUCUCGACUGCUUGAUUCUUGGGAAGGCGCUAUCCGUGCCAGACUGUUAA
Molecule: messenger RNA, 153 nt
Organism: Pyricularia oryzae 70-15
Lineage: Eukaryota; Fungi; Ascomycota; Sordariomycetes; Magnaporthales; Pyriculariaceae
Exons: 4
Coding region: 1-153 (50 amino acids)
Source: RefSeq, a predicted model, not a curated record